Molecule: messenger RNA, 2296 nt
Organism: Protopterus annectens (West African lungfish)
Lineage: Eukaryota; Metazoa; Chordata; Ceratodontiformes; Protopteridae
Gene: USP39
Product: ubiquitin specific peptidase 39
Exons: 13
Coding region: 112-1653 (513 amino acids)
Biological process (GO): protein deubiquitination; mRNA processing; spliceosomal complex assembly
Molecular function (GO): zinc ion binding; cysteine-type deubiquitinase activity
Source: RefSeq, a predicted model, not a curated record
GGAAAGUCACUGAUCGGCCCGUUCCGUGUUUAACUCGUCGAUCACUUAUUGCGUUAUUUUGGUGCGUUCCUCAUAGAGAGUGGAGUACUUAUUACUGUUGUUGCUGAAGACAUGUCGAGUUCUGGGAAGCACAGGUCUCAUGGCGGGUCUUCUCGUCAUGUUAAGCGUGAGCGAUUGGUAGUAUUAGAUGACGACGAUGAAGUAGUUCCAGUUAAAAUGCCAAUGUACCACUGGACAGGUGAAGAUCGGCGAAGCAGACAUUGUCCUUAUCUUGACACCAUUAACAGGAGCCUGCUGGACUUCGAUUUUGAAAAACUCUGUUCUAUUUCCCUAUCCCACAUAAAUGUCUAUGCGUGUCUUGUCUGUGGAAAAUAUUUUCAAGGCCGUGGUUUGAAAUCUCAUGCUUACAUUCACAGUGUGCAAUUCAGUCAUCAUGUGUUCUUGAACCUGCACACACUAAAGUUUUACUGCCUGCCGGACAACUAUGAGAUUAUUGACUCUUCCUUGGAGGAUAUCACGUAUGUUUUGAAGCCUACUUUUACUAAGCAGCACAUCCUUAACUUGGACAAACAGGCAAAACUUUGCAGAGCGUAUGAUGGCACCACAUAUUUACCUGGGAUUGUGGGACUGAACAAUAUCAAGGCCAAUGACUAUGCUAAUGCUGUGUUACAGGCCUUGUCGAAUGUUCCGCCUCUAAGGAACUAUUUUCUGGAGGAGGGUAACUACAAGAAUAUUAAGCGGCCUCCUGGAGACAUCAUGUUCCUUUUGGUCCAGCGUUUUGGAGAGUUGAUGAGGAAACUGUGGAAUCCAAGGAACUUUAAAGCUCAUGUAUCCCCUCAUGAGAUGUUGCAGGCAGUUGUCCUCUGCAGCAAGAAGAACUUUCAAAUUACCAAGCAAGGGGAUGCUGUUGAUUUUCUAUCCUGGUUCCUCAAUGCUCUACAUUUAGCUCUGGGAGGCAGCAAGUUAAAGAAAAAGACAAUUAUUACAGAAGUAUUCCAGGGCUCUAUGAAGAUAUUCUCCAAGAAACUGCCACAUCCAGACUUGCCAGCAGAAGAGAAGGAGCAGUUACUACAAAACGAAGAGUACAGAGAGACCAUGUCAGAAUCCACCUUCAUGUAUUUGACACUGGAUUUGCCCACAGCUCCACUGUACAAGGAUGAGAAGGAGCAACUUAUUAUCCCUCAAGUUCCCCUCUUUAAUAUCCUGGCCAAGUUUAAUGGCAUUACAGAAAAGGAAUAUAAAACUUACAAAGAGAAUUUUCUGAAGAGGUUCCAGCUGACCAAACUUCCUCCAUACCUCAUCUUUUACAUCAAAAGGUUUACAAAAAACAACUUUUUUGUGGAGAAAAACCCAACCAUCGUCAACUUCCCUAUCACUAAUGUUGAUCUGCGAGAGUACUUGUCAGAGGAAGUGCAGGCUGCUCACAAUCAAACAACUUACGACCUCAUUGCUAAUGUAGUACAUGAUGGAAAACCAACCGAAGGAUGCUACAGAAUACAUGUUUUACAUCACGGAACAGGGAAAUGGUAUGAACUACAGGAUCUUCAGGUUACAGACAUUCUACCACAGAUGAUCACAUUGUCAGAAGCAUACAUUCAGAUCUGGAAGAGAAGAGACGAUGCUAAUAAUGAAAUCCAUCGACAGGGAGCAUGAGGAGAGCAUUACACAGUUCACUUUCUAGAGAGGAGGCAAAAUCGAGCACCAUCACAUUUAACUCAUGUACUUGAGUGUGUUCGCAAUUUUUGAGGGAGGGAUUGCAGAUCAUGUUCAUUUCUGUGCGGGUGUGAUGUCUUCAGUGGAUUUUCAUUUUCCCCCUUGUAAAAAAAAAUGUUCUUGGUGCCAGGACGUGCUAUCAUAUGGACACAGUUACAUAUAUACUAAUAAGCUGGCAGUUGCUAAAGACAUAGUAAAAAGUAAACAUUCACCUUGUUCUCUAAGCUGAUGACAUUGUGAUGCCUAUUAUGAGCAGUCUUACAAGUUUAAUUUUCCACAAAGUGGCCAGGACAACAGUAAAAGUAGGACCAUUGUAUAUGCUGAUCAGUGGCAUUAUAAAUGUGAAACACUUUGCAGGUUUGAGUUUUUACAAGAUAUGGCUCCCUUUAGACAUUUGUAGUCUGUCUUUGAACAUUCUUGAGUUCUUUUCAUGCUGUUUCAGGAGAGUUCCUUUCAUGCUGUUUCAGGAGAGUUCUUUAAUGGUAUUUGGUUCUACAGACAUGUACAUAAAAAUAUGUUUUUUAAUAUUUGUAAAUAUAUUUUUAUUGACAUUAAUAAAUCACAGUUAUGUGAUUUUUCUGUA